GUACCCGAAAGAUUAAAACGCUGACAUUGCAGUACCUGACUAUUGUAAUCGACAAAAUAGUACUUGGUUAAUUUUAAAAACUGACAAGCGUGUCCAUAAACUUGUCGGACCAAAACUCCGGUGAGGACAAUGCUUACCUGGACACCGGAUUAUGCUGACAAAUUAUGUUUUAAUUGAGUUGUAAUUUCUAAUUAAUUAAUUUGUUAGCCUAGGUGGAAAUUGAUUUCAUUUUGCCACCAAAUCAGAACUCUUUGCCCUGAUCCCAAAUUAACAAGCUCUCUAUGGCAGAACCAACAGUUUCAGUGACGCUUCUCAUAGCCAGCUGGUUAACACCUUCUUCCCUCUUCAUCUUUGUCAACCUCGUCAUUGGCACCAUUGCCAUCACCUCCCGCUUCACCUCCUCCCACAACAACCGAAUUCAAGAACAUGAACUCCAACACCCUUUCACUCGCUCACCCUCCCUCCUGCAACGAGUCAAAUCCUUCAGACUCACUCCAAUACACCUACGACACAACGCCGAGUACUGCCGAACCGGCGAGUUCACUCAGCCUCAACUCGUUCGAACAUCCUCGCUUUUGGAACGAGUCAGGUCCUUCAAUUUUAGCCUCCACAAACACGAAACCACGGAAACAUCAUAUGCAGAAAAAACAGAUCAUAACCAGGCCCAAACCAACCAACCAGCGGCGGCCACCUUCUCCUCCCUCACUCUUACUGGCCGAGCCACCGUGACCCUCCUCUUCGCGAUAUCACCUCCAGCUCGCGUCCAGCCUCCGUCUUCUUCCCCUCCUGUCCGAACCCUAGCCUCGCCUCAGCCUCCAAUCAUCACCACCGCAGCCGGCGUCUGUACCCACAACCGACACAGAGCCACCACAUCUCUCUCUUUCUUCUUCUUCCGCCUCUCCAUCUUUCCCCUGUCCGUACCCUAGCGCCGCCCAGAACCACCGAACCUUCGCGGACCACCCAACGCGCCUCCACACCUUCACUGUUUCGGCGCCUCACCUCCGCGAUUUCACCAUCGCCGCACCUCAUCUCCGCCGAGCCCAGAACCUAACCUCCAACCACAUCGCCGCCGGUUCUCCUUGGCUCUGUGCGAGACCCACCACCUCCGCGAAGCUCUCUCUCCCUCUGUCAUUAGUUCCCUAACCGCCAGCCACCAACAGCCUCCUCUUCACCGGACCAACACGACGGCGAGCUUCUCUUUCGCCUCCCUGUUCGCCGCUAGGACUCCACCUAGAACAACCGAUGCCACUCAUCUUCCUCUCCUUUCCUGUUUCGAAGUGGAAGUAGAGAAGCAGAGAACAGAAAUUACAGAUACAGAUCGAGAUGUUGGAAGUAGAGAAGCAGGGAUUCAAGUGGCAGAAGUUCAGAGAGCUUGUUAAUUUGGGAUUAGGGCAAAGAGUUCUGAUUUGGGGCAAAAUGAA
This is a messenger RNA of Arachis ipaensis, 1421 nucleotides long. Lineage: Eukaryota; Viridiplantae; Streptophyta; Magnoliopsida; Fabales; Fabaceae. The record is from RefSeq and is a predicted model, not a curated record.